Molecule: messenger RNA, 1500 nt
Organism: Caenorhabditis briggsae
Lineage: Eukaryota; Metazoa; Nematoda; Chromadorea; Rhabditida; Rhabditidae
Exons: 4
Coding region: 1-1500 (499 amino acids)
Source: RefSeq, a predicted model, not a curated record
AUGGAACGAAAUCUAAUUUAUUCGGUGACAAUUCUUUCUUACUGUUUCUUAUCUUCCAAUCCAAAAACUUCAGACGACGAGAAUUGUCGAGCUGUCUCUGGAACCUGCGGUCAUUCGGUUUGUGAAGUCUGCGUGGAUUCUGAUCCAAAAAUGAAAUGUCCAAUUUGUUUCCGAAAAGAGGCAUUUAUUGGAAGGAAUAUCAACUAUGGAGCACUGGGAUUUCGGAAAGAAUAUGAGAAAAAUGUGUUCGAUGUGAUCAGGAAGUGGUACGAAAUUCUAACCAGUAUGAAGGCAACACUGGAAAAUUCUAUAGCCUACGGAUCAUCGGAUUAUGGGAAAGAGAUUCAAUCUCUUGGUUAUUGCGCAAAAUGUUCCGAUUGUACCAAUUUGAAAGUCUGUCUAACUUGCAAGUUCUCUCGACCAUACAUUGGGAUGUAUUUUGCUGAUUAUGCAGUCUGUGAUGAUUGUGCUUCGAAGGAGUACGGUAAUAAAGACAUGGAUAAUAUCUUGGAUUAUGAGGGUGUGAAGAACCCAAUUCAAUGCCAUCUGUGCUCUAAGCAAACGAAGGCUCCCAAAUUCCAUGGACCACUUUUGAAACGAGAAAUGGAUGAUCCAGACUCAAGAUUUAACUUUUGCUCUGACUGUAUUUUGGAGCACCAUAAGGGUCAUGAUGAAUAUGUCAAGUGGCCAUGUGAUGGAAUGAAUCAAAGAGAUAAGAUUCUGGAAACAGCUGCUGGAAUAAUGGAGACCCUGUUGAGAGGGAAACUUGAAAUCGAGGAGAACAACAUAAAGUGUCGAUUGAGAUAUAAACGAAUGAUGUUGACAAGUAGUGAGCUGAUGAAACUCGCAAAGGAUCCAGCGGCACAUCUUGAGGAUGUUCAUAACAAUUUUUUUCAGGAAGGAACCUUCGAAAAAACUUUAUCUAGUCUGGAAAUUCAGUACGAACAAAUCCAACAAUUGAAGGCUGAAUGUCAAUGUGUGUCCCUUUGGAAUCAAGUCGUCGAAUUGAACAUUUUCGAAUCAAAAGGAAGGUCUCCACAUUUUCAUUCAAUGGCUGACAAAGCACAUUUGGAGCAGAGAAUUGAUGUUUGUCCUCAUGAUUUGAAAUCCAGUGCACCCGAGAAACGAUCUUUGAUGAAUCUCAUUGAUAGAGGAGAGAAAUUAACCACCCCUUUCCAAAUGGAAAUUCGUCGAGAAGUCAGACGAAGUCGUUUGCGAUACGUUUACUAUUUUCCCACCAACGAAACCGAAAUUCAGAAAAUCAAUCCUGAAUGCUCCAAAGUUGCAUUUUUGAGAGAAUGGCGUAAGAAAAUGCAUGAGGAAGCCAAGAAAUGGUAUUUAGAGAAUGGUCCCGGCUGUCUUCAAUACUUCAAAGAAGAUGGCACAGUGGAGUUCAAGGAUCUUAAGACGGGAGAAGUUUUCUCGCUGAGUUGGUUGCCUUCACCGAAUCCAGCUACCCUUUUUGACAUAGAAACUUUUCUUGACAAUUUUAAAUCCUGA